Trichosporon asahii var. asahii CBS 2479 is the source of this 447-nucleotide messenger RNA. RefSeq lists its product as uncharacterized. The transcript has 4 exons. Gene Ontology annotation, molecular function: peptidyl-tRNA hydrolase activity. The record is from RefSeq and is a predicted model, not a curated record. The coding region runs from base 1 to 447 and encodes 148 amino acids. NCBI's taxonomy places the organism in Eukaryota, Fungi, Basidiomycota, Tremellomycetes, Trichosporonales, Trichosporonaceae.
AUGUUUCCAAGACUACUCCGAGCGAUGAGCACUGCCGCACCAACAGCGACAGCGGCUGCCGAGGCCGCCAAGCCGACAGGUCUCGUCAUGCAGAUCAUCCUCCGAAGAGACCUCGUCACAAACUGGCCUCUCGGACCCAUGAUGGCGCAGGCUGCGCACGCUGCAACGGCAGUUCAGCACCUCUACGCCGACCACCCCGACAUGAAGCGGUAUCUCGCCGGCGACGAUGGGCGGGGGUACGAGGUUAUGCGCAAGGCGGUCCUCGAGGUUCCGGACGAGAAGGCACUGCGGGGACUCAGCGAGGCGCUUGCGAAGGCCGAGAUUCCGCAUCACCUUUGGGUUGAGGAACCUGAGCACGAGCCGACAGCACUGGCGAUCAUCCCAAACAAGCGGCCGAAAUCGCUCAAGAAGAUCCUCGACGCAGCGGGCUGCUCGCUCUGGAAGUGA